Messenger RNA from Paramecium octaurelia, 1167 nucleotides. Lineage: Eukaryota; Ciliophora; Oligohymenophorea; Peniculida; Parameciidae. The record is from the annotation of a GenBank genome assembly.
AUGUUAUAAUAAUCUGAGAAGGACUUCACAAUUGAGCAAGUGGUUGGGACUGGCACUUUUGGCAUGGUGCAUCUGGUAUGUGUGGAUAGAAUAAAAGUUAGGCCACUGAUAAUAGAACGAAGGAGAAGGUUGCGAUUAAGAAGGUGUACUAGGAUCGGAGAUACAAAAACAGAGAGCAUUUGAUCAUUUAAGAAUUGAAUCACCCGUGCGUGGUUAUGUUACGCCAUUCGUUUUUCACCCCUGGAGAGAAUGUAUAUUGGAGUUUGUAUUGAUUGUGUAGCCACAAGAUGUGUACCUCAAUCUUGUGAUGGAAUACGUACCAGAGACACUUUCGAAGUUGAUACGUCAGAUACGCAAGCAGAAGCAAACGAUCCCACCCACAUAACUCAAGCUCUACAGUUAUCAAAUGCUUCGUGCGCUGCUCUACCUGCAGGGUACUGAGACUUAUCCCAACUAGCCAUCGGAAUAUGCCACAGAGACAUAAAACCCCAGAACAUCCUGAUCAACCUUGAAACCAACGUCCUCAAAAUUUGUGAUUUUGGCUCAGCUAAAAGACUGGUAGUAGGUGAACCUAACAUUGCGUACAUUUGCUCUCGCUACUACAGAGCGCCAGAAUUAAUUUUUGGAGCGACCGAUUACACUACAUAAAUCGACAUGUGGUCCAUUGGUUGUGUCAUCGUUGAAAUGGUUAUAUUGGAACCCAUCUUCCCAGGAGAGAGUGCCCAAGACUAAUUAUUGUAGAUCAUCAAGAUUCUUGGCACACCAACUCCUGAAAUCAUUAAACAAAUGAACCCAGCCAAAGCCGAAGUCAAAUUACCCAUGAUCAAAGGCAAUCCCUGGUCUAAAGUCUUGGGCAAGCACAAACCAGAUCUAUUAUUUUUGGAUCUCAUUUCACAAAUGCUAACGUAAAUUACAUCCUUCUUAAUAUUUAGUUACUCUCCCAAAGCCAGGAUUCAACCCAUCGAUGCACUCCUGCAUCCAUACUUUGACGACCUAAGAAAGGAAGAAUUUGCCAAAUUAAAUAUCAAAUCGCCAAACCUAUUUGACUUUAACAAGCAAGAACUAAGCAUCAGACCAGAGCUCAAUUCUAAAUUAAUCCCACAAUGGUAUUAAAAGCUAAAUACCUGAUUAAAUUCCAAAAUAAAUAAUUAUAUAUGUAAAUAAUGC